CAUUUUCCUCAACGGGGCUCAACCUCUUCAAUUGCCUAGGGUUUACCGGAACUGCUUCCCAGCUCAAAACACCAAUCUUUUUUUUAAUUUUCUUUAAUUUUUGGGCCUUCGCCAGUCGUCAUGACUGAUGCUUUUGAAGAAGAAGCCGAGCCCACGGUUUCAAUUGGAGAGUACCUGAAGGAUGUCGAAGAACAGGAACUGGAAGCAGAUUUGGUUUUGGGUGGUGAUGAGGGAAAGGAAUGCACAUAUAACAAUGGCUACAUGAAAAGACAGGCCAUUUUUUCUUGUUUGACUUGCACACCAGAUGGAAAUGCGGGGGUUUGCACUGCUUGUAGUUUGUCCUGUCAUGAUGGUCAUGAGAUUGUGGAGCUCUGGACCAAGAGAAACUUUAGGUGUGACUGUGGAAAUUCAAAAUUUGGGGAAUUCUUCUGUAAGCUUCUUGCAAGCAAAGACGUAGAAAAUCCACAGAACUUGUACAACCAUAAUUUCAGAGGUCUAUACUGCACUUGUGGUCGCCCAUAUCCUGAUCCAGAUGCUGAAGAACAGGCCGAGAUGAUCCAGUGCUGUGUCUGUGAGGACUGGUUUCAUGAGGAGCAUCUUGGUCUGGAGUCUUCUGACAUGCAGGUUCCAAGAGACGAAGAAGGGGAGCCAAUUUAUGAGGAAUUCAUCUGCCAGGGUUGUGCAAGCGUUUGUUCUUUCCUGAUGCUGUAUCCUCCAACGGUUUUUGCAUCAGUCCCUCAGAAAACUGCAACAAGUUCUCUGAAGGAGAAAGAAGUGGCCGAGAAUGUUCCUCCUCUAUCUUCAGAGGAGACUAACAAUGCGAGUUCUUCACAGGAUACUCUCAUGACUAACGCUAGCAAAGAAGAGCUCUUGCUUGGAAAGGGUAUCCACGAGGAAAACGAUGGUAAAACUACGAUUAUGAAUCACUGCAACGGAGUUGCUGGCUCAAGUGAGAAAUGUGUUCUUGGACUGAAUCUGAGUGAAGCCGUUGCUAAAUUAGAGAAAAGCAAACCAAUGUUUCUCUGCAAAAAUUGGAGGGAAGUCCUCUGCAAGUGCCAAAAUUGUGUGGACUUCUACAACCAGAAAGGAGUCGGCUACUUGCUCGACCCAGAGGACACAAUUGCCGAGUACGAGGCAAUGGCAAAGCAGAAAAGAGAGCAGUUGGAGCAGCAGCAGAGCUCCGAGUUCCUAAGCAAACUCGGCCACAUCGAGAAAAUGGAGAUCUUGACUGGCAUUGCUGACAUUAAGAAUGAGCUUCACUCAUACCUGGCGUCCUUCGAUCCAUCAAAGGCGGUUACCUCUGCUGACAUUCACCAGGUUUUCGAGAAUCUCGCUAAGAAACGCAAACGAAUGGAGUAAGUUAUUAAAAGAUGGUUAAUGCGGAAUUGGGUCAUGACUAGUAGUCCAGUGUAGUUGUGUUGGUGUUCAAUUUGUUAGACCUCCUUGAAUGGAUGUGUACAUCUAAACUAUCUAAUGCUUAUAUAAAUAUUAUUAUGUAGUUAUGAUAAAAGAACAAACACCUUGACUACCUGCCCUUGUUUUGUGAAUGCGAAUGCGAAGUUAUCUUUGAUUUUUAGA
Molecule: messenger RNA, 1578 nt
Organism: Ipomoea triloba (trilobed morning glory)
Lineage: Eukaryota; Viridiplantae; Streptophyta; Magnoliopsida; Solanales; Convolvulaceae
Product: putative E3 ubiquitin-protein ligase UBR7
Exons: 6
Coding region: 121-1359 (412 amino acids)
Cellular component (GO): cytoplasm
Molecular function (GO): zinc ion binding; ubiquitin protein ligase activity
Source: RefSeq, a predicted model, not a curated record